AAUGCGGAGAGACACCGCCGGUUCUCAGUCACGGUAUCGCGUCCUCUCGGUCCGCUUCGACGACAUCGACGUCAGCCGAUGGACUCGUCGACGUUGCCCUCUUCUAUCUCUUCCUCCUCCUCGUCCUCCUCCUUCUCUUCUUCCUCUUCUUCCUCUUCCUCCUCCUUUUAUUCUUCAUCCUCUUACUCGGUAGUUCUCUUCUCUUCUCGAUAGACGUCCGGUCCACGAAAGUAGUUGCCGCUCUUCCUCCCCUGCGCGAAAUUCGUAAAUGCCGCGGCGUCGCGCGCUUCUCACCUCCCGCGAAAAUUGACUCGGUUGAUUCGUCUCAGGAUAUACCUGUGCGAGCUCGAGCCUUCAAUCGUUCGACCUAGAGAGAGAGGUUUCUCUAUGCGAUCGCCGCCGGAGACUGUAAUGUAUGUAAACGAGCGACUCUCGCUUGGGAAAUAAGGGAACGUUUCGGCACGGCGACUGCUGCGGCCACCGCAGGACGACGGCAAGAGGGAAACCUGAGGAACACUCACCGCAAGGUUGCAGCGUUGUACCUCGCGGGCACCGGCGUGACCAUGAUUUUGCGAACCUGUCUCUGCCUCAGCCUCCUCACGGUUUCGGCGCUGUGUCUGACCGCGGACGAAAUCGAGGCGCAGAGGAGCGGCUGGAACCUGAAUCCCAACACGCAGUACCACAUCCAGACCGACGAGGGCCCGGAGAGAUUUUUUCGCUUUCAAACGGCGAAUGGCCAGUACAGAAAGGAGAAAAGGCUGGCCGACGGCACGGUGAUCGGCACCGAGGGCUGGCUGGACCCUCUCGGCUAUUUACGAUUGAAGGAUUAUAUCGCGGAUCACGAGGGAUUCCGAAUACUGAGGUCUAAGAUGGUCUACGUGGGUAAAAAUCGACCCAUUCAGGAUGCGGUCGCGGAGACGAAGAAGGUCCCGGCGCAGACCGGAGUCUUGGCCAGGCCUAGAAGACCGCCCAACCCUUUCAGGCGACCGGAUUCCAACGACGUCGUGCCGUUGUCUGGCAACGACAUCACUUCCGGCUAUUACACCCCUACGACCAUUCGACCGCGACCGAUUUCCGCCAACGAUUACUACUCGAACCGAUCGGGUUACCCCUCGUCCGGCCUGCAGAGUUUAGAGACUUAUCAUCGGCCGCAGGCCACGUUCUACCGCGGAUCCGCCGCGACUCGACCGACUCCGAUCCUCGAGGCACCCUAUGAGCCUGGAGCGGUCGCGCGUCCCUCUAUCAGGACCAGCUACCGAUCGCCCAUCUCACGCAGCGACUCGGUCGACUUGCCGCCCUACGACGGCACUUACAGCACGGCGAACGGCUUCCAGUACUACCUGAAGAGGCAAUACCACGAGGAGGAGCGGCAGCCGGACGGCAACAACGUUGGAUCGUUUGGCUAUAUCGAUCCCUUCGGCAUCCGUCGGGUGAUUUAUUACAAGACGGACCCGCACACCGGCGGCUUCGUCCACAAGAAGAACAAUCGAUACGUCGGCUUCGCCGCGGCUCCCUACGACCCGUCGCCACCUGACCUGUCGCAAAGACGAACCGCGAGAACCUCCCCAGCAACGAGCUCAUAACGAGUUACUCAAUGUUCAUCGCUUCGCCACGUUGUAGCGCCGUUUUACCGCGAAGAACUCAUCGUCCGAUAUCGCGUCGACGCCAGUUUCGCCAUGCUGAACGGCCUCGGUUCGACCCGACGAUCUCUCGACCGGCGAGAGGCUGUUCGUCGAGCCGUCGCCCGUCGAUGUUCAACUUAAGCAAUCUCUCCUUGUUGGUCGUCGAUUUUCCGGCCGUCGAUAGAAGCUGCGGAUGUUGAAGAGAAAGAGAGAGAGAGAGAGAAGAGAGUUGAAGAGAGACCGAUAUUUCAAGUUCCAUUUACGAGGUCCUCCGACGGGAGGAAAUCUCGGUGACCGACGUUGCUUAACGUUUCUCGAAGUGCCACGACUGAUUUUUUCUCAUCUACGACUCCGUUGUGUCAUCCGCAUCAACGGUCGCCAGUAUUAGCCGAGUGUGUUGCGGGAGAGUGGGAAUUAAUGGAAUCAGGAAGUCGCUGAAGCGCAGCAGACAGAGAAGUCCUGACGACGGGAAAAUCAGGAGAAGGACAACAAUCUCUCUUCAUCGGAAAACCCGCGUCUCGGCGACUUCCUGAUUCAUCGCCUUUGUCCUGUUAUUAUCGCGAGGAGAUAAUCAAAUAUCGCGAGAACGACGUUAGAUGCCAUGUUGGACUGUGUGUAUGUACAUAGUUUUCAGGUGGGAUUUCCCUGAACAGAAGAAAAAAUGGGAAAACCGCGCAGAACGCAUCGGACAGUGUUCGCCGACUUUUCCAGUUGCGUCACCGAUCUUUGAAGCGUGCAAGACGAGACUCUCGGCCGCCAUUGUCUCGCGUGUAAGCUUCCUCUAACAGCCUACAUUCCUUCUCAGAGGCUCAAAGGAAAUGAGAAAGUAUCUGUUUUCUCGUUCAAAGCAAAUUUGCAACGAGACUUUCGCGGCACGAGUCUCGAGCAGAAUUUAAUUCGGACCGGCUGUUCGAGAUAACAGGCGCAAGUUUCCAAGUCUGUGAGAAGCGUUCCGUUCUUCCAAAUGUUCACCCCAUCUCAAUUCCUUCUAUGGUGAUUGUUUCCUUUUCCGUUUUUACCAUUGGCGCACGUUGGACUACGUUCAGAGAAUCCCAUCUACCGAAUCAAAAUAGAACGGUCGGCACUUUGGCGCGAGCGGAUCGGGCGUCAACCCUGCGAUGCAGGAUUCUUUCUCUUUGCUGGCGAUGCUCCGCCGGCAAAAUCUCUCGUGAACACUUCACAGAUUGUGAAAAUCGCGAAGUGGAUUAUAAAUUUCUGUUCAUCGCACCUCGAGAUCCCGACGUAGUCAAUUUUUUCGCAAAAUACAGCGGUCUACACUCCACACUCGCGUCGUUGUGCAUCGCGGGGUUGAUUCAGCGCAAGCCGUAAUAGAUCCGGAGAGAAUUUAACAGCUUUCUAUCGCCGAAUCCCGCUGACGUUAAUGUAGCUGCCUCCUAGUUUCGCGAGCGCGCGUUUGUACGCUUUUUCACGUACUAAUUUUCUCGCGGUCUGCCGCGCCGUAAGGUAUCCGCUCGUGCCGAACGACGACGGGGCCCGCGUAUUAGUAUUAGUUAAUCGUUAAGUUAAAACCUCGUUACAAACCGCGACAAUGGUGCUGGCUGUUAAGCAAAAACGGAUACGCCGUACGCUUUCCGUUCUUUUAUGGCGAUGAGAACCGUGCCGUUCCACUCGGUGCGCGUAGUCAAUUGCGAUUUUCGGAUAAUGGCUCCGCCCGCGAGCGACAUUACUUUCCUCCGUUUACAUCCGUGUAAAAGCUGGGAAAUACGGAGCCACGUAGCACCGUAGGAUGUCGUUUUAUGCUUAACUUAUUGCGUGCGUGCCCGCAUGCGUGCGGCAAACGCGAAUGCGUGCGAUCAUUCGCAUGUGCAGUGUCAAUCAUGUGAUGUGUCUAAGAUAGUUUUCACGUAAGCAUCUCUCGCCCUCGAGUAAUAAAUAUCUCUGUGAACUUUGGAGAACUUUUUCUUUGAAAUUUGCAACUGCACCGUGGCUUCAGAAAAAUUCUGAAAUUUGCGCAUGUGUCAAGAUUGUGUCUUAUAUAAGAUUAUUCAACAACUCGUCGAAACCGGAAGCGCUUGCGCGCGUCUGAGCCGGAUCAGUUCCGAGUGUUUUACGAAUAUUCAAUGUUUCCAAUGACGUCUGAUUAAUUCCCGUCGUAUGUAAUUUCUCAUAUCCCAAUUAGAAAUUGCGAGAAAAAUAUUACAUAGAUCGCGUAUCUUUAUGGCUCUUGCGCAGGAAGCAAAACGAACUCAACUGGUUCUAUCUAGAAAAAUGCCGAUUAGCUUCCUGCUGGGAUAUGCGUCAAGUGAAAAUCCUUGACACCAGGAUACCGGACGAGGCCCGGAUCCAAUUUGGUAUUGCAUAAAUGAAUUCUUGGUAUCUCCA
This is a messenger RNA of Odontomachus brunneus, 3965 nucleotides long. RefSeq lists its product as uncharacterized. The coding region runs from base 564 to 1583 and encodes 339 amino acids. Gene Ontology annotation, molecular function: structural constituent of chitin-based larval cuticle. The transcript is spliced from 4 exons. Gene Ontology annotation, cellular component: chitin-based extracellular matrix. Lineage: Eukaryota; Metazoa; Arthropoda; Insecta; Hymenoptera; Formicidae. The record is from RefSeq and is a predicted model, not a curated record.